ACGUCUGUCUUGUUUACGGGGACACAUCUGAUCAGCACACAGCCCGCGUUUCUUGCGCUCGACCAAAACAACUGUUUAUCUCAUGUCAUUGCGUUUGAACAGCAUAUUGUUGCGUUGACGCUCCCAUUCAACUGAUGAUCUAACGCAGUAAAUGGUUGCUCGUUUUAAGGUGUGUCUCGACAAUGUUUCUAAAGUUCUAGAUAACUGGUUAAUGUUUCAGGAACAGUUCCUAGUUACUGGUUACAAUUACCUCUCAGCACCUGGUGUUAGCUAGUUAGCGCCAGGUUCUGCUCAAACCCGGUUGACGUUCAUUGCUUCGGUCUGUGGGUUAAAACACUCUACUUUUACCCUAUUUCACGUCCUGCGCUAUGCCCCCUAACAAACGGAUCCACGACAAAACGCUGAAACUGGUUUGCGAGUGGAGCUCGUGCCAGGAGUCGUUCAGUCAGAUGGAUCAUUUCUGCAAUCAUGCGGAAGCUCACUUUAAUGCUCUGAACGCGGCGCAGGAGGACGAAGAGGAAACGGAAGGGGUGAGAAACUGUCUCUGGAGAGACUGUGGUUUCUGCUCCGUGGAUGGGCCUGAAGAGUUGCGCAGACAUCUUUUCUUUCACUGUUACCAUUCAAAGCUGAAGCAGUUGGGCCAGCAGGUGCUUAAUGGCCAGCCCAAAAUUGGUACCUGCUCCAUCUGCCAGCAGAACUGCAACCUCAUCCCUGAUAUCCCAGACAAUUUCAUCUGCCUCUGGGAGGACUGUGAGCAACCGCCUUAUGAAAACCCAGCGUUUUUCUAUCGCCAUGUGGAGAUGCACAGCCUGUGCGUUGACGUACCAGUGGGAGACCAUGCGUUCCCGAUACGCUGCAGAUGGAAAGAUUGUGAAGCCACCGCUAAAGGACGUCCUAAGCUUCGGGAGCACCUGCGCAGCCACACCCAAGAGAAGGUGGUGGCGUGUCCAGGCUGUGGGGGGAUGUACGCCAACAAUACCAAGUUCUUUGACCACAUUAUCCGACAGAGUGCCAUGGAAGGUCAGCGGUUCCAGUGUUCCCACUGUUCCAAACGAUUUGCAACCGAGCGACUACUAAGAGACCACAUGAGAACCCACGUGAGCCACUACAAAUGCCCACUGUGCGACAUGACUUGUCCUUCACCCUCUUCACUUCGCAACCACAUUAAGUUCCGCCACAGCAACGAGAAGCCGUACAGCUGUGAUUACUGUGAAUAUAGCUGUAAGAAUCUGAUAGACCUGCGCAAACACCUGGAUACCCACAUUAGUGAGCCGGCAUUUCACUGUGAUGUUCCCAGCUGCGGCUUCACCUCUCGUACUCUCACCACCAUGAACAUUCACCACAAAAAAGAGCAUACGGGUAAUUUCGUAGCUCGCUACAAAUGUCAUGUGUGCGAGCAGUGCUUCACCCGGGGCAACAGCCUGACCGUCCAUCUGCACAAAAAGCACCACUUCAAAUGGCCCUCUGGACACCCACGGUUCAGGUACAAGGAGCACGAGGACGGCUUCUUGCGGCUGCAACUGAUUCGCUACGAAAGUGUGGAACUGACAGAGCAGCUGAUGAGGGAAAGACAAAGUAGUCAAGCGGAGGAGGAGGAUGGCGGUGGUCAGAUUGAGGGACAAUGCCCGGGGGCAACUCCCUCAGAGUUGCAGGUAGAACUGAGAGGGGUGCUGCUGGAGGAGCAGAGGACCGAGGAGCCCAGCGGCAGCGCCGAGGAGGGCAGUCAGGUGACGUUGUACGUUCUCACUGGAGGUUCAUCACAAGAAGGGGACGACUAGGACUCUGCUCAGCAGCAUGGCAUCCUCAACUGAGCUGUGCCGUUCCUCUGAGCCUUUUUCAUGGGGGUUUACUUUUGGUAUGAUAUUGUGUGCAAAUUUGUUUUUCCAGUUAUUAUUAUUAUUUUUGAGGUAUCUUAUUCUGUAACGUAUGUUGACAGUUGGAUACUAAUGGUGCACUGCCUGGUGAGUUGCUGGCAACUUUUACAUGGAAAUGCUGUGCCAGAUAUUCAGAAAUAAAUCUGCCUCGCCGUCUCUAUGUGUAUUUUUUUAUACUUCAUUUAGAUCAAUGAAUAAAGUUGUGU
Messenger RNA from Pungitius pungitius (ninespine stickleback), 2080 nucleotides. RefSeq names its product histone H4 transcription factor (gene hinfp). The transcript is spliced from 9 exons. The record is from RefSeq and is a predicted model, not a curated record. Bases 369 to 1778 code for a protein of 469 amino acids. NCBI's taxonomy places the organism in Eukaryota, Metazoa, Chordata, Actinopteri, Perciformes, Gasterosteidae.